AUGAAAAAACCAGAUAAUUCUAUUAUUACUAAUUCUGAAGUAAUAUGUAGAGAUUUAAACAAAUAUAAUCAUAUUAAAAUAUCAGAAAUUUCAAAAGAUUGGGAUACUCUUGUUAAAUGGUUACAGUAUAGAACUAAUAUUAGAAAGGAAACACCAUUAGAUCCUUCAAUAAUAUGGAAUUUUGGAAUAAAUUCCAGUAUGGAACAUUAUUUUAUAGAAUCUAAAGAUAAAUAUACUAAAUUUGAAGUUAAAUCAGUAAGAAGUCCUUCACUUGAACGAGAAUUUAUACCAGAAGAUUAUAAAGAUAUUCAAGAAAUAGAUACAACUAAAAGGAACAAUUCUAUUAAUAUAAGUGAAAGUGACAUUGAUAAUGAGUUAGAUAAUAACUUAUUAAACACUGGUAGUAAUAAUAUAGGUGAUUUAGAUAUAUCUAAGCAGGAUAUUGAAUUUGGACCUCAACCUGAUGAAAUGAAUCUAAUUGUAUCAAAUAAAAAUGUUAAUUAUGGUUCAGCAUUAUUAGCAGGAGAAGGUAAGGCUAUGGCUCAAUAUGUACAAUCUGGUAAACGUAUUCCAAGAAGAGGAGAAAUUGGAUAUACUGCUGAAGAGAUUGAGAGAUUUGAGAAAUUAGGUUAUGUUAUGAGUGGUGAUUUACAUAAACGGAUGAAUGCAGUUAGAAUAAGAAAGGAGUCUCAAGUAUAUUCUGCUGAAGAGAGAAGAGCUAUGAUUCUAAGAAAUGAGGAAAAUAGAGCUCAAAGAGAAUCUCAUUUAGUUGGAAAAUUACGUGAAUUACUUAAAGAACAGAAAAAGAAAUUAUAA
Molecule: messenger RNA, 816 nt
Organism: Cryptosporidium muris RN66
Lineage: Eukaryota; Apicomplexa; Conoidasida; Eucoccidiorida; Cryptosporidiidae
Exons: 1
Coding region: 1-816 (271 amino acids)
Biological process (GO): regulation of gene expression
Cellular component (GO): nucleus
Molecular function (GO): chromatin binding
Source: RefSeq, a predicted model, not a curated record